Messenger RNA from Ambispora leptoticha, 1962 nucleotides. The record is from the annotation of a GenBank genome assembly. Lineage: Eukaryota; Fungi; Glomeromycota; Glomeromycetes; Archaeosporales; Ambisporaceae.
AUGGAACUUCCAAAAUCUCGCAUAGUCCAUUUAGUUGACUCCCGCGAAAUUUUACCGCAACCACAAAAAUGGUUUACAACUGCUUUAAAAGGAGAUCCUUACUUUGUUAGACGGUUCAAUAACGAUUAUCGAAGCCUUACUGGACACACAGGUUGUGUUAAUACUGUGAUUUGGAAUAAAGCUGGUGACCGUAUAUUAUCUGGCUCAGACGACAACCGGAUUAAUAUAUGGGCACCAUUCGAACCCACAAAGAAUGCUUUGAUACAUACAAUCCCAUCGGGACAUAAGGCUAAUAUUUUCUCUGCGCAUUAUAUGACCAAUACCGGUGAUCGACAUAUUGUAUCCUGUGCCGCGGAUGGAAUUGUCAAAUUUACCGAUCUGGGUCAAUAUAUUUCACAAUCCGAAACGAGUAGUUGGAAUCCUUGGCCUUCUUUUCAGUGUCACAGUGACUUAACAUACCAAGUUCUUCCGGAUCCAAUCGAUUCCAACAUAUUUUUUGAUUGCUCAGAUGACGGAACAAUCAACCUUUAUGAUCUAAGAAUCAGAACAUCAUGUAAUUGUGAUCAUUGCACACGUCACACAUUCCUAGAUCUCAAUAUGAAACGACGACCACAAAAAAGAAAGUUAUUUACUACUUCCGCAUCAAAACACGAGGAUGCUCGUUCGCAAAGUGAGCCAGAAUCGGAACAACAAUCACGAAGACGUCGUCAUCUAUUUGAAUCCCGUUCUUCUAAUUCAAUUAGUAUUACUAAUAUAGCCAUUAGACCUGAUAAUCCGGUUUAUUUGGCAGCAGCAUGUUCUGAUGAUACUGUGCGAGUUUACGAUCGAAGAUUUAUUCCUCCACCAUCUUCAGAUUCGGUGUAUCAUCGUGAUGCUCAAGUAUACACGUUCAUUCCCACGCGUAUGAAACAUGAUAGUACACAGCGAAAAGAAGAGAAUCAUCACUUUGACGCAUAUAACUAUCACCGGAUGACCUGUCUUAUAUAUGAUCCAAAUGGAGGUGGUGACUUAUUGGCAAGCUAUAGUCGUGAUAAAAUAUAUCUAAUAAGACCUGGCGCAGGGAAAAUCAAAAGAUCUGGGAAAUCUCGAAUGGGUGGAAUUAAGGUUCCAAAAAAGGAAAAAAAUUUAGUUGAUAAAUCAAUAGAUAAUGAUGAUGAUCUUGUUGACGAAGCUCGUAUUAUGGAAUCGGCGAACGAGCGAGUAACGAAUGAUGCAGAAAAUAUUAUUGGCGAAGAAAUGGACAUUUCAUCUGACAAUAACAAUCAGAAUGUUGAUACGAAAGGGAAAAAUAAAGAAAGCGACGGCAACAUUGAGGGUAGUGGUAGUAAGGCAAAUUAUACUGCUGCUGCUCCUGAGACUGAAGAUAAUAUCCCAACAUCACGUCCACUACACAUAAAUUCAAAUGAUAUACAACAGAAUUUAUAUGAGACAGAAGAUAUUGAUUAUGAAGACGAUAAUAUGCAUAGUAGUAGUGAUGAAGACGACACAGAUUUUAAUAUUGAAGAAGCAAACGAUGAGGAUAUUGUUCAGACAUUUAGCGGACAUCUUAAUGAAAAAACAAUGAUUAAAGAAGCCAACUUUUUUGGGGAUCGGUCACAGUACGUCAUGAGUGGUUCUGAUGACAGGAGAAUUUUUGUAUGGGAUAAGAAGACCGGUCGUGUAAUAAAUUUAUUGAUUGGUGAUAGGAAAGUGGUUAAUUGUAUUCAGCCACACCCAUACCUUCCCAUACUAUGCACAUCGGGAAUCGACAAUGAUGUUAAAAUCUGGCAGCCUUGUGCAGAUGAAGAGUAUGAUGUAUCAAAAGCCGAAGAAAUUGUCGAACGAAAUAAUAGAUUUAACGAGACUCAUAUUGGCGCGGAGAUGAGAAAUCGAGUGAUGAUUAUACCGAGUAAUAUGAUUUGGCAAAUGUUGGCAAUGAUUAAUGAAGGUUCAACAGGAUUUUUUGAUUCAGAUAAUGAAUGA